Aspergillus nomiae NRRL 13137 is the source of this 2262-nucleotide messenger RNA. RefSeq lists its product as uncharacterized. The record is from RefSeq and is a predicted model, not a curated record. Lineage: Eukaryota; Fungi; Ascomycota; Eurotiomycetes; Eurotiales; Aspergillaceae. The transcript has 8 exons. The coding region runs from base 1 to 2262 and encodes 753 amino acids.
AUGUCUCUGGGUACUGGGCACAACAUGCAGUCUUAUUCCUUGAUUGCCAUUCUAGGCUUUGCCAGUGCUACACUUGUCGCUGGACAGCAGUUCGAAUGGUACUCUUACCCAUGGGAUAUUCUCAACCUGACGCAAGCAUGCUUUAACGCCGUUAACUCGAGUGUUUCUUCAUGCCCUUCUCUACUUGCAACUCAUACAACCGGCACCGGCACUGUUGACAUAUUGGCCGAGGAUGCUCUCCAGGCCCUUUGUGUUGACAGCUGCAGGAAAGAACUACAGGCACUUCGCGGCACUGUCCAAGCGGCAUGUACAGGGCAGGAAGACGUGAUGGUCUAUGACAAUGUUGCAUAUCCCGCAACAUUCAUGAUCGACAAUCUUCUAUACACGUACGAUGUGAGCUGCUACAAAGAAUCCUCAUCAGGAAAGUAUUGUGACUUGGUCUUGGCAGAAUGGCGAGGCCAGAAAAAUGCAACGGACGAUGACAGAGCAGCGCAUAAUUGUUCUGAUUGUAUCCUUGGGCCAUUCAAAGUACAGCUAGAAUCGCCGAUAGGUUACGACGAUGAGUGGGCAGAAGACUUUGCUUCAUUGACUUCUAGCUGUAGCGCUACUGGAUACACCUAUGUAGCGCCUACAGGAUACGCGUUGAAUUCCUCUAUUACAUCGUCUAUCACAGCAACGAAGACUGGCACUGGUACUGGUGCUGCUACUCCAACCUCUACCCACACCUGUGCAUCCACAUACACGGUACAGGCUAACGAUACAUGCCAUUCAAUUGCUUCCAAACAUAGCGUCUCUACAUACAACCUCAUGGUCGCCAAUGACAUUACGAUUUUCUGCUCAAACCUGGCUGCACCUGGAGAAAGCAUUUGCAUUCCGGAGAGCUGCAACUCGACAACCCUUUUGGCUGGGGAUACUUGCGCUCAGAUGAUGUCUGACUGGAACGUAAGCAUGGCGCAAAUCCUAGCUUGGAAUCCGAUUAUCAGCCCUUUGUGUGACAAUUUUCAUCUAUUUUACGGAUGGGAAAUCUGUCGGGGACCCCCAGGUGGUGCUAUAGAAGUGCCCACAGGCGCUCCAACAACUACAUCUACUGCCACUACUACGGGUAUAGUCUACAGCACACCUGCCCCAAUUCCGACAAAUGCUAUGGCAGGUUCCAAUCACUACUGUGGGAAAUGGUAUACGACUAAAUAUAAUGACUCGUGCACCGAUAUUGCCGCUAAUGCCGGGAUUACAUACGAGGAGUGGCUGUUCCUGAAUCCAGACGUCUCUGUCAACUGCACGAACCUGUGGGAUGGGUAUGCCUACUGCGUUGGAGCCGUCGGCAACAUUGCGACCUACACAGGAUGGACCGUCACUGCAGCACCUACCACCAGCUUCACCAGACCUGCAAGUACAACAGAGACAUGGACUCCAGGACCAACCUAUACACAGCCACAUGCUCCAGGAACAUUGCAAGACUGUGCAGUUUAUAGAGAUGCUAUUGAUGCAAAUAAUAACCCAAUGAAGGAGUGGGGUCUCAAUACCGAUUUCAUGGACGAAAUUGGCCUUAAUUACUCAGCGUGUUCAUUUUAUUGCCACCCGUACUCGGUCACCGUUGAUGACUUCGUACAGUGGAACCCAAGUUUGGAUGCAUCGGAUUGUGUGGUUCGCAUGGGCUAUAGUUACUGCGUCCUGAUCUCAUACAAUUUUACUUCGGGAGCGUCUUCGGACGGUGGGCACGUUGAGACAUCAUGCGACACUGUCGACAAUGCAUGGAUCAUGAAGGGCACUGCGUCUGAUUGCAAUUGCUAUUACGUGAUACGUGGCAAAGAGGCUGAUGGCUAUGAUUGCUCCGUUCUAGUUGACGGCCCUGAUUCUUCUCUCACAGAAGCCAAGCUAGUGGAGCUGAACCCAUGGAUAGGGACGGGUGACUGCACGACUGGGCUGUUUGCAGGGCUUAAAGGUGAAGAACCGCGCGCAGUUUGUUUGGGUACUGGUCCACUGUCGUCAAGCACAUCUUUACCAACCCAAGCAACUAGUGCUGUCACUUCAACCAUUGGUACAGCCACAUCCCUCGUCCCUUCAGCGACCGUCACACCCCAACCGGGUGCGAUCAAAACAUGCAAUGCGUACCAUGUGGUAAAGAGUGGGGAUGAAUGUGAAACCAUUGCAAAGGCGUACGGGAUUGCGCUAGAGACGUUUUACAAAUGGAACCCACAGGUAGGGAGCGAUUGUAGAACUCUUUGGCUGGGAUAUGGUGUCUGUGUGGGGGUCUCCGCUUAG